Messenger RNA from Aureobasidium melanogenum CBS 110374, 1692 nucleotides. RefSeq lists its product as uncharacterized. Bases 1 to 1692 code for a protein of 563 amino acids. Gene Ontology annotation, biological process: proteolysis. The record is from RefSeq and is a predicted model, not a curated record. Lineage: Eukaryota; Fungi; Ascomycota; Dothideomycetes; Dothideales; Saccotheciaceae. The transcript has a single exon. Gene Ontology annotation, molecular function: zinc ion binding; metallocarboxypeptidase activity.
AUGCGCGCCUCGUCGUUGCUGCUCACAGCAGUCUCGACUCUGCUGGCGCCGACCGUCUAUGCAGUGCCCUCGCAUCCGCAACCACCUCCGCCAUCCCAGCAACCAUCGCAUCGUCCGGUAUGGCGUUCCGUCACCGACGCCAUAGUUCGCAACAUCUGGAACCCGCCAGUGAACUCUCAUCUUGAGCCCGCUGUCAAUGCUCUACCACACCACAAGCACAGUGAAGAUGUCGUUGUUCGUUUCAACAUCAGCAAUGCCCGGGAUGCCUCAAGUCUCGCCGAUGCUGCCGACACUCUCUUCCUUGACCUGUGGGAAUUCACCGAUGACUGGGUCGACAUCCGAAUGCAGAAAGACUUGAUUCCUUCGCUGCUCGGUUUGCUGCCGUCAUCCCUGCACCAAGCACAUAAAUUGCUCAUGGACGAGUUUACCCUUCAAAAUGCCAUUUCAGAUACAUACCCUUCUUCUCGCUCCUCCCGUAUGCUUCAAUCCAAUGCUCCAACCCACCAUGAUUCCUUCGGGCCCAAACUUGGCUCCUCCUCGUCUGACAAUAUCUUCUUCAACGACUACCAACCGCUAUCUGUCAUUCAGCCCUGGAUGCGACUGAUGGCCUCCCUCUUCACCACUCACGUGCGUGUAGUCAAUGUCGGCACAACCUACGAGGGCCGCCAAAUUUCUGCCCUGCGUAUUGGUGUUCACCCUACCAACAAUGAUUCUCCUCAACGUCGCAAGACCAUCUUGAUUACCGCUGGCCUGCACGCCAGAGAAUGGAUCUCAACUAGUACCGUCAAUUACAUUGCAUAUUCGCUUAUCACAGGUUAUGGAAAGAGUCAUGUCAUUACCAGUCUUCUCCAAGAGUUCGAUUGGGUUCUCGUACCCACUCUCAACCCGGAUGGAUACGCCUACACCUGGGAAUCUGAUCGUCUGUGGCGCAAGAACCGUCAACAGACCUCCCUGCGUUUCUGCCGUGGCCUUGACCUCGAUCGAAGCUUCUCUUACCACUGGGAUGGUGCCGCAAACACAAAAUCUAACCCCUGCAGUGAGUCUUUCUCGGGUUCCGCGCCUCUGGAAGCCUUCGAAGCCAAGAGUCUCGCUGGCUGGAUACACAAUGAGACUGAGCACAACAACGUUGAUUUUGUUGGCCUUCUCGAUUUGCACUCUUAUUCACAGCAGAUCUUGUACCCUUACUCCUACACCUGCGACGAAAGUCCUCCCAACCUGGAAAACUUGCAGGAAGUUGCUGCCGGUCUGUCAAAGGUUAUGCGUCUUUCAGGCGGACGCUACUACCAAUCUGCCCCUGCUUGUGAGGGUAAUGUCGGUUUCGCCACUAACGGCGACCGUCAAGUCUUCCCUCGCUUCGAGACGGGUGGUGGUAGCUUCCUUGAUUGGUUCUACCACGACAUCAGGGUCAAGUACACCUACCAGCUCAAGCUCCGCGAUCGCGGCACUUAUGGCUUCCUGCUCCCCAAGGACCACAUUGUGCCUACCGGCAAGGAAGUUUUGGAUGCUGUCAUCUACUUUGGAAAGUUCCUUAGUGGUGAUUUUAACGUUGCUGCUGGCGAGGAGAAGCAGAGUAACCUUAAGCAACCCGAGCAGCCUAUUCAAGAUGACGAGUUUGGUCAGGAAGCAGAAGACGUGCCUGAUGACGAAGACGAUAGCGUCAUGUGGGAAUUGAGGCGGCGAAGACGUGUUUGA